Molecule: messenger RNA, 1574 nt
Organism: Effrenium voratum
Lineage: Eukaryota; Dinophyceae; Suessiales; Symbiodiniaceae
Source: the annotation of a GenBank genome assembly
UCGGUGGUUUAGUGCCUGAACCGCCCCCUUCGACCGAUGCGUGGCUGAUGCGGCCCAGCGCCGCCUUUGCCCGCCUGGAUGACGGCCAAGCGCGCCAGCCGGUGAGCCAGAAGUGCCAGCUGGCUUGCGUGCUGUUCUGGCUGCUCCUUCUGGGCGCUUCGUGCGUGCACGCCCUGAUGAAUUCCACUUGGACAGCGCCCGGGACGGUCGCCCCUCAGCGACUCCCGACUGCACAAACGUUGCCGCCCAGAAGCAGUACCAGCACAGCGGCGCCCUUGGUGGUGCAGCUUCCCAACUUCUCCGUGAUCCUCCCGGACGGCUCCGUGCCGGACGAGUUCGUGUUCCUGGGGCCGGGGGCCUGCAUCAACCAGCGUGGCGAGCACUUCGCGGGCGCAACCCUGCGGUAUAGCUCGCAGCUGCUGGCAGAUGGCUCGAGCCCCGAGUGCACCAAACUCUGCCAAAUGGUGCCUUCCUGCACUGGCUACGAGGUGCAGGGCAGCAGCUGCUUCAUUCUGGCCGACGGGCUGUUCCGGCCCAGCGCCGCGCGGGGUGGCACGCUGGACACCAAGUGCUUCUGGCGCCACCCCCUGGCCCGCGACACACGGACGGCCUACCAGGGUGAGCAGAUGCCGAUCCCAAAGGUCCUCUUUUCCUUUUGGCAGUCGCUGCCGGGGUCCCCCGAGUCUGAGACCCUCUUCGUGGAGGCCUGCACGGCGACCUGGAAGGCGCUGAACCCGGACUACGAGGUCCGGGUCCUGGACAACGCGGAGGUCAGCGAGCUGCUGAGCCUGGAGGAGCUUCCGCACUCCUUCCCUUUCCUCAGCAUCCAGCACCAGUCAGAUGCUGUGAGAAUUGCCUUGAUUUGCAAGUACGGGGGUGUGUGGGCAGAUGCGACCACACUCAUGACACAGCCGCUGGACAAAAUCCUGGGCAGCGACAUGCAGGUGAGAACCUUCUAUGCGCUGCCUUAUCCCUGGACAGACCAGUCGUUGAAAGAUAACGACACGCGGGUGACCUGGCUGGACCACCCGCAGAAUUGGUUUCUUGCCGCCCCGCCGGGGGACCUCUUCAUGCUGAGACUGAAGGAGUGUGUUUGGCAGUUUCUGGCCGGUGUCAGUCGCGAUGACGUCAGGCUCACAGGCCUCUUCACACAACAGCAGCUGGAGAUCUUGCCGCGCCUGGGCAUUCGGUCCUAUCUCUCUACGGAUGCCUGCAUGUUCAGGACCAUCUUCGAAGACGGGGCCUUGUGGAAGUGGUGGCAUAGCCCGCGGGUGCAGGUCCGCAACCCCACGGGCCAGCUGGGCUUCGCCUGGAUGGCGAACAUGACAGAGACGAGGCAGCGGAUCUUCGAGCGGGUGGACGAGGAAUUCGCGGCCGAGCUCAUCAACGACCCCACGCUUUACAUGAAGUUCACUGGGGAUAUGCGCAAGGCCAUGGUGUUGCCGCUGGACCCCGCGGCCAUCUGGUGCCGGCGCAAUACGCUGCGCCGCGUGCUGGACCACAUGGGCGUGGACUCAGAGAGCCGCUGCGCUAAGCACAAAGCGGCGGCCGGCUACUGAGCUGGCGGAGGGGAA